This is a messenger RNA of Mesorhabditis spiculigera, 993 nucleotides long. The record is from the annotation of a GenBank genome assembly. NCBI's taxonomy places the organism in Eukaryota, Metazoa, Nematoda, Chromadorea, Rhabditida, Rhabditidae.
AUGCCCCUCACCCAUCGCCUCUUCCAGAACGCAACCGAUCCACCCUCCACCUCCGAACACCUCGAAGACCUCGUCCCUCUCAUAUUUGCCAAUUUCUCCGCGGCCGACUACUCGACUGCAUUUGCUGAACAUGGCCGAGGCCUUUUCGAGCCUCCAGUCAUUCCAUUCGGCACUCGCCCACUGCAAGAACAUCUCCGGGUCAAGGGAGAAUGCCAGCAACGGCUACUUUUCGAGGGUGUCGAGCGCUUCCUGGCCGAGCAGCGCGCAUUGCAAAAGCGGCGUUUCGUUUUUGUAUCGUUUCACCGGCAUCGGGUCGAGGAGUACGAUUCUCACAUCUAUGAUCAUCUACAAAAGCUCGCCGAGGGCCGCUUCUUCAAUUCGAUAUUUUCCAUCUUCCUAUCGCUCGAUCCGGGGAAGAAUUUGGGAAAUCAAAGAGCGCUCCGCCCCUUUUUGACCAUCUUUGCGUCGAGCAGCACGACGAAAAGACGGCUCGUUGAGAAUCGCCAUCGGCCGAUCACUCCCUUUGAUUUGCAUGCGACGCUGCUCGACUUGCUCGGGCUCAAGGAGGACGAGCAACAGCGGAAAGGGCAAUCCAUGCUGGAAGCGAUUCCAAAAUCGAGGGGCUGCCUUGCGGCUCAAAUCCCGUUGCACCACUGCACCUGCCAGACGCCAAGGAUGCUACGCGGCGAGGAGCUAGCCGGGAUUGAGACGGCCGGCCUGGCAAUCCUGCUGCACACACUUGAUUACCGCUGCGCCGAGGAGGACUGCGGGUUUUUGAAGGCGCCCAAAGUUGUGGCGGCAGAAUGGCGUACCCCAAACGAGGAUUUUCUCUCGUAUUCCGGCGUUGUGUCGAACAGUACCGAGACCCCGGUCUUCAAUGCUAAACGGCGGCCCGUCGAGGGGUUUCUCGAUAUUCGGCUUCAACUGCCUGGCGCAAGGAUUACGGUAGGUUGCCCAGAGCUUGAAAAUGACCGGAACGGCUACGGUACAUCU